This is a messenger RNA of Arthroderma uncinatum, 3600 nucleotides long. Its product is annotated as chromosome segregation protein sudA. The record is from RefSeq and is a predicted model, not a curated record. Bases 1 to 3600 code for a protein of 1199 amino acids. The transcript is spliced from 5 exons. Gene Ontology annotation, biological process: mitotic sister chromatid cohesion. NCBI's taxonomy places the organism in Eukaryota, Fungi, Ascomycota, Eurotiomycetes, Onygenales, Arthrodermataceae. Gene Ontology annotation, molecular function: ATP hydrolysis activity; double-stranded DNA binding; ATP binding. Gene Ontology annotation, cellular component: chromosome.
AUGUUCAUUAAGCAAAUCAUCAUCCAAGGCUUCAAGAGCUAUAAGGAUCAAACCGUUAUCGAGCCGUUUUCUCCAAAACACAAUGUGAUAGUUGGUCGCAAUGGCUCUGGCAAAAGUAACUUCUUCGCAGCCAUUCGGUUCGUCCUUAGCGAUGCCUACACGCAUAUGGGGAGGGAAGAGCGCCAGGCGCUGUUACACGAGGGCUCGGGCUCCGCUGUGAUGUCUGCCUACGUUGAAAUUAUAUUCGAUAACUCCGACGAGCGAUUUCCGACUGGCAAAGACGAGCUUAUCCUACGCCGCACAAUUGGCUUGAAAAAGGACGAAUACACCCUGGACCGCAAAAAUGCCACAAAAGCCGAUGUAAUGAAUUUGCUUGAAUCUGCUGGCUUCUCAAGAUCCAAUCCAUACUAUAUUGUGCCGCAAGGCCGUGUCACAACCUUGACGAACAUGAAAGAUUCUGAGCGGCUGGUCCUCCUGAAGGAAGUAGCGGGAACACAGGUUUACGAAGCGCGUCGCACGGAAUCAUUAAAGAUAAUGAAUGAGACAAACAAUAAACGUGCGAAAAUCGACGAGCUGCUUGAUUAUAUCAACGAGAGACUUGGCGAGCUUGAGGAAGAAAAAGAUGAACUUAGAAACUUUCAGGAGAAGGAGAGAGAGAGACGCUGCCUUGAAUACACGAUUUAUUCUCGAGAACAAGCAGAAAUUUCAGGCGCUCUUGAAAGCAUAGACGACCAGCGACAAGCAGGUGUGGAGGACACGGAUGCUAACCGGAAUCGACUUAUUCAAGGUGAAAAUGACAUUGCUCAAAUUGAGACACAAACGGCGGAGCUUCGGCAGCAAAUGGAACUCCUAAAGUUGGAGAAAAGUCAGCUAGAAGACGAUAGGCGUGAUGCGUCCCGCGCCCUCGCUCAAGCAGAGCUACAACGUAAAUCUUUGUUAGAAGGGCAAAGUGCUGCUCAACAGUCAAAAGCUAACCAUGACGCAAACCUUGAACGAGUGAAUUCUGCGAUUAAGGAGCGUGAGGAAGAGCUGAGCAUGCUAGUCCCACAAUUCAAUGAAAUGAAGGCAAAGGAAGAUGAGGCCAAGUCUAAACUGAACGAAGCGGAAACGGGCAGACAAAGGUUAUACGCAAAGCAAGGGCGAAUCUCUAGGUUCAGAAAUAAAGGAGAGCGUGAUAGCUGGCUGCAAGGUGAAAUACAGAAUACCUAUACGCAAGUGUCAACCGUCAAGGCCGUUCGGAUGCAGACCACUGAGGAGAUUGCGGGGCUCGAGAAUGACAUCGCAUUACUUGAGCCAGAGGUUGAAAGGCUUCGAAAGCAUGCUGAUGGCUGGGGAGAUAAUCUUCAAUCCAUUGAUCAGGAGGUCCAAACGGCUAAGGAUGAGCGAGAUAUGUUAAUUGAUCAACGAAAAGAACUCUGGAGAGAAGAGGCUAAACUGGACUCAAUUCUCACUAAUGCGACCCAUGAAGUGGAACGAGCUGAACGGGCACUUUCGCAUAUGAUGGACCACAACACUAGCAGAGGUCUUGCCGCUGUUCGCCGCAUAAAACGACAACAUAAUCUUGACGGCGUUUAUGGAACACUUGCAGAACUAUUCGAAGUCAGCGACCGAUAUCGUACUGCUGUUGAAGUCACUGCCGGCCAGAGUCUCUUCCAUUACAUUGUCGACACCGAUGAGACAGCCACUAAGGUACUCGAGAUUUUGCAAAAGGAGAAGUCUGGACGAGUUACGUUCAUGCCAUUGAACAGACUUAAACCUAGAGCUGGCAAUAUUCCACGGGCCAGCGAUACAAUCCCGAUGAUUGAAAAGCUACAAUAUGACGCAAAGUAUGAGCCGGCCUUCCAGCAAAUAUUUGGCCGAACGAUUAUUUGCCCCAACCUCCAGAUUGCGUCUCAAUAUGCCCGCAGUCAUGGAGUUAACGCCAUCACCCCCGAAGGUGACAGAUCCGACAAGCGUGGUGCUUUGACAGGAGGUUUUCAUGAUUCUCGGAAGUCACGCCUUGAUGCAACGAAGAAUGUUGCCAAAUGGAGAGAUGAAUUCGACGCAAAGAAAGCUCGUGGGGGAGAGAUUCGUAGAGAAUUGGAAAGGAUGGACCAGCUGAUCACGCAGGCAGUAGGAUAUCUCCAGAAAGCAGAGCAAAAGAGACAACAACUUCAAUCCAGCAACGGCCCACUACGCCAGGAGAUUAAAAGCAAGCGGGAUCUGCUGCAUAACAAGACAGACGCUCUUGAGGCAAAACGACGUGCCUUUAAGAACAUUGAAGCCAACAUCGCCUCGCUCACCGACCAAAUAACUGCUCACGAAGAAGAACUUGCCACACCAUUUGAAAAGGCCCUUUCCAGCAGCGAGGAAGCACGCCUGGAAAGCCUUAAUUCUGCGGUUCAGGACCUUCGGCGAGAACACGCUGCGUUAUCCAGCAGCCGUAGUGAGCUAGAAACGAGGAAAUCUGUCCUGGAGGUUGAAUUACGAGAAAACCUUUACCCGCAACUGGAUCAUUUAUCUGGCCAGGGCCUUGAUGCUGGCGAAGACACUGCUCAGGGGAACCUGAAGGAAAGUGAAAGGGAAGUAAAGAAACAAAGCAAGGCACUCGAAAAGCUCAGCCAAAAGUUGGAGAAAUUGGAGAACACUAUAGAACAGCAGAAUAACGAAGCGACCCAGCUUGAACAACGUCGGGCGGAUAUAAAACGUGAGCUAGAGGAAUUUUCGAAAUCCAUUGAAAGGCACCAGCGCCGUAUGGAGAAGAGCAUGCAGAAAAAGGCAGCUUUGACGGCACAAGCUUUGGAAUGCAGUGCGAACAUUCGUGACUUGGGCGUGCUCCCUGACGAGGCGUUUACGAAAUUCAAAAACACCGAUUCAAACACCAUCGUCAAGAAGUUACACAAAGCCAACGAAGCCCUCAAGAAAUAUUCCCACGUGAACAAGAAAGCAUUCGAGCAAUACAACAGCUUCACCAAACAGAGGGAGACGCUGACAAAACGACGUGAAGAACUUGAUGCAUCACAUAAAUCAAUUGAUGAACUGAUUAUGAUCUUAGAUCAGAGAAAGGAUGAGGCAAUUGAACGAACUUUCAAGCAGGUGUCUAGGGAGUUUGCCAGAGUAUUCGAGAAACUUGCUCCUGCUGGCCGAGGGCGACUGAUAAUCCAGAGGAAAACUGAUGCGGCCAACCGGCAACAGGAUGAUAUAGAUUCAGACGAAGAGGAAGCUCGCCGCAGUGUAGAGAACUAUAUCGGUGUCGGUAUUAGUGUCAGUUUCAACAGCAAGCACGAUGACCAGCAAAGGAUCCAACAGCUCAGUGGUGGGCAAAAGAGUUUGUGUGCUCUUGCUCUUGUUUUUGCUAUCCAAGCUUGUGACCCUGCUCCGUUUUACCUGUUUGAUGAGAUUGAUGCCAACCUCGACGCACAAUACCGAACGGCUGUGGCCCAGAUGCUCCAGUCUAUCUCGGAAGAGACCAACGGCCAAUUCAUCUGUACAACAUUCCGACCUGAGAUGCUCCACGUUGCUGAGAAGUGCUAUGGUGUGAGCUUCCGUAGCAAGGCCAGUACCAUUGACGUCGUUUCGCGCGAGGAGGCGUUGAAGUUUGUUGACGAGCAGAAGGCUUGA